CUGAGAGUAACGAGAACCGAAACAAUGAAUGGAUGUUUGGAUGACUGGUGUCAGCCGAAUAUUUUCAUUUAUCGGGGGUUUUCUUGUUUGUGUUUUUUGUUGUUGUGGUUUUGGGGGUGUGAAUUUGUUAAGUUCAGUGAGAUCUUGCUCUGUGAUAUAAUAGAGACAGAUGGAUGUAUUUUAUGUUCAUUCACUGCCCUUUCCUCGUAAGGACAAGGUCUGCUAAGAGUCGCUCUCGACUAAUUUCUUACAACAUCUCGUGGAUUGUCAACAACUUUAUACUCAUCAUGAGUCGCAGUGGUCGAAGUGGCAGUUCCUUCAUGUCCGAAGGUAACAAGAAACAAGACGAGGUCGUCGUGAAGAACGUCGACAUGGCAGAAGACUUGCAAGAAGAGGCCAUUCAAGCAGCCCAGGACGCCAUGACAAAGAGUAAAGUCGAGAAGGACGUCGCCGCUGCCAUCAAGAAGAAGUUCGAUGAUGAACACCAACCGACUUGGCAUUGCAUCGUCGGCCGCAAUUUCGGCAGCUACGUGACUCACGAGUCUAAGCACUUCAUCUAUUUCUACAUCGGCCAAAAAGCGUUUCUGCUCUUCAAGUCUGGAUAGAAAUCAAACCCUGAUCUUCAAGACUACGUUCUACAAACUCAUAUUUAUCAUCGAAACUUAGAAAGGUCUGAGAAUCAUGUGGAGUUUCAACGUCCAUAUAGCGACAUCGAUGUCAACAUGGUUCUUAAUGUCGGUACACGGUCAUCGAGCUUCAGUUACAUUCUAAGGCAGAAUCGACCCUAGUGAUGGUUAGAUCAAACUAGUAAAACAAAACUGUAAAUCAUUUUCCAGUACAAAUUUUCAGUCAUUUCUAUUUAAAGCUUGCAAACCAUUGUGCAAAAGACGACGUUGCAAAGAGUUGAUACCUUUUUUUUCUUUCGGAAUGUAAAAGUAAUAUGUUUCUUUUUAUUUCUGGAGAAGUUUAUAAAUAGGCCCUAAUGUUAAUUUGAUGACGGUGUCAUACGGUCUCCUUUAGUCUUUAAGCACUUUCAAUUUGUUAUAUUGUGCGUGUGCGGGCAAGCACUGAAUCCAA
Molecule: messenger RNA, 1077 nt
Organism: Strongylocentrotus purpuratus (purple sea urchin)
Lineage: Eukaryota; Metazoa; Echinodermata; Echinoidea; Camarodonta; Strongylocentrotidae
Product: dynein light chain 1, cytoplasmic-like
Exons: 2
Coding region: 174-605 (143 amino acids)
Biological process (GO): cilium assembly; microtubule-based process
Cellular component (GO): cytoplasmic dynein complex
Molecular function (GO): dynein light intermediate chain binding; dynein intermediate chain binding
Source: RefSeq, a predicted model, not a curated record